CUUGUCGAUAUCUCGAUCCCUAUCGAUCGUUUGCCCUUGUCUUCCCUCCCUCGUCGCUGCCUCACCGUUCAUCGUCUGUAUACUACGUACGCUGCCGAACCUUACACCAAUCACCAGCAGAUCAUGGCCCAACCAACCCUUCGACGGCGCCGGAGCAUGACUGACUUUCUCAGACUGCAGAUACUGCGCGAUGCAGACCGCGCUGGUUUACCCAGCUUUGUCAUGGAAGGCAUCCUCACCCACUUGGAGAGCAACGCUGCAUACCGCAAGAAGCUUAAGAAGUUUACGAAGGGACUCCCAAAGCUGACGAAACAGAAUCUCGCUUCACUGGACGAGGCAGACUCGCAAUGCCCUAUCUGUCUUACGUCGUUCUCGGCCAUCCUGGAGGAGGAGGAGAUGGCCCUCGCGCUCGAUUCCCCGGCCCAUCCUGUCGAACAACUCGGUGUGACGCGCUUUGUAGAUACCUGCGGACACAUUUUCUGCCGGAAGGAUACGCUCGGUUGGGUAAACCAAGGCCGAACAACCUGUCCCACAUGCCGCCGCCCGUUCAUUGACCCGCCGGAGGAGGUUCCCAGCGGAGGGCCUACGGAAGCUGUGUUGCAGCCCGGCGUCGGCCCCGACGGGCUGCCAUCGGUCUCCCGCAACCAGAACUUCGCGAAUAUUGCAAGCCUCAUCAUGGGGAUAGUGGACACCAUCCCCCAGGCCGAAAUGGAGGCUCUGCACGCUCGGGUGGAAGCUCAAGAAACGCUACGGCGAGACGAAGAGCGCAACCGCGAUGCCAAUGACCGCGAGGAAUUCUCCAGCAUGUACUCUUAGACGGAAGAACAGGCCGCGAGCAGCUUGAGUUGUAUAUUAUGUGUACAUUAUGCGGAGACAGGGCUCGCGUGAAGUUGUUGAUUGUACUGCUACCUCCGAGUCAGAUAUCUAGACAACCUGAAGGACCUUCGGCUCAUUCGCUGAAGACUUUAAUUGGACGGUCUUCACUCAGA
Molecule: messenger RNA, 989 nt
Organism: Rhodofomes roseus
Lineage: Eukaryota; Fungi; Basidiomycota; Agaricomycetes; Polyporales; Fomitopsidaceae
Exons: 4
Coding region: 124-816 (230 amino acids)
Molecular function (GO): metal ion binding
Source: RefSeq, a predicted model, not a curated record